ACCUCCUGCUCGUCUAGUGAUUAUCGCUGAGGAAAGCACGGACCGGAUAUUGAACACAGCUUCUCGAGGUUUCAGGAAUGGACAAAGCAACUCCAGUAGAGAUUGGGGUAGAUCUCGAGCCUGGCCUAGGAGAAGUUUGGAAUCCUCUGAUGUAGUAAAGUGUUGACUAUCGCACCCUACCUGUGAUAGCAGAUGCUAAGAAGUAUUCGUUGUGACCAGAAGAGAAUGUUCGAAUUGCAACCACCGCCACAUUCCCAAAGGGUGCGAUGGAAUGUACUAGUGUCUUUCAGUCCUUUGUCUCUUGUACCACUGGACAAAGAGUCUGCGUUUCCUUGUCAGACAAAAAACCACCCCACUCCAUCAUCGCCCACUCCAUCGCCCUCGCCCUCGCCCUCGCCCUCGCCCACCAUGUCAGAUACACGGUACAACAGAACAUCCUUCAUCCAUCCAUCCACGCGCUCAAUUAUACUUUUACACAACCAUGUCCGCGUCCGCGUCCGUCCCGCCGCCCAUGCAACACGACGAGUACAUCGAGUAUCAUCAUCAUCAUCAUCAUCGCCCCCCGCCCCCCCCACCGUCAUCAUCAUCAGAUGGCGGCGGCGGCGGCCGUCAUUCACGACGGGUGGUGGUGGUGGUCCCCCCGCCGCCCCCGCCCCCGCCCCCCAGAACCAGGAAGGCACUGAAUUCCUGGAUGGCUUUCAGAGCCUAUUACAGAAGUAUAUUCGCCCCAUUCAAGAUGCAACAAAAGGACGCGUCGCGGCACCUCACCGUCCUGUGGCGGCGCGACCCCUUCAAGGCCAGGUGGGCCGUGAUCGCCGCGGCGUACAGCCGGAUCCGGGACCAGGUUGGGAAGCCGGAUGCGCCGCUGAGUGGGUACCUGGCCAUCGUGUGUCCGAGGAUGGGGAUCGUGGACAGCGAGAGGUAUCUGAGGAGCAGCAACAACAAGCUGAACUACUGGGCGGCGGCGGGGGCGGCGGCGUCGGCGUGUCGUCGUCAAGUGAUGAAGAAGAAGGACGACGAUGACGGUCUUGUUGUCUGGCAACAACAACAACAACACCAAGAAUUGGACCCCGCCAGGUGGUUCACGGCAACCUUCGACCACCACCACCACCACCACGACACACUCUACUCCUCCAUGUUGACAUCGAUCGACGAUAUCGUCGAGUUUUGCGCAAGCUUGGGAUACAUCUCUCGAACGUCUUUCGUGGCUCUCCAAAGGGCGCAUCAUCUGGCGAACGGUAGUAGUAGUAACAAUCGAUCAUCAUCGCCGAAUCCAUCAUCGUCGAAUGCCAGACAGGGCCUCCUUGUUUCUGGCCCACCAACAACAACAACAACGCUGGCGGCGGUACCACCAAACUCUGCUGCACCACCCUCGACGCUCGGUAUCGCUCCUGCUGCUAUCGUGAUGCACCCAGCAGUUUCCGGUAGCUUCCUGGGGGUCAAUUCGAUCCCGAUCUCUCAAAACCUCCCUCUGCAGCAGCCGUGGACGGGGAACAUGUCGGAAGUCUACUUCCCGGCAGUAGGCAGUGCUGAUUUCGAGCGAGCGGGCUUAUCCAGUGCACCCCAAAGGCUGGGUGAGGACUGA
This is a messenger RNA of Mollisia scopiformis, 1585 nucleotides long. RefSeq lists its product as uncharacterized. Gene Ontology annotation, biological process: positive regulation of mating-type specific transcription, DNA-templated. The transcript has 2 exons. The coding region runs from base 482 to 1585 and encodes 367 amino acids. Gene Ontology annotation, cellular component: nucleus. Lineage: Eukaryota; Fungi; Ascomycota; Leotiomycetes; Helotiales; Mollisiaceae. The record is from RefSeq and is a predicted model, not a curated record. Gene Ontology annotation, molecular function: DNA binding, bending.